Messenger RNA from Periconia digitata, 741 nucleotides. The record is from the annotation of a GenBank genome assembly. NCBI's taxonomy places the organism in Eukaryota, Fungi, Ascomycota, Dothideomycetes, Pleosporales, Periconiaceae.
UGAUGGGCUGGACAGCUGCAGCUGGGCAGUGCGCUCACGAAGGAACAUGGCAGGAACUCCUCUUCGGUGAAGGUACAGCUGGUGGCUGGCUUUGCGCUACCCUGCUUUAUGCCUGGCAAUUUCCACAUUUCAACUCGCUGUCAUGGUCCAUCCGUGAUGAAUAUAAAAACGCAGGGUAUCGCAUGCUGGCUUGGGUCAAUCCGGCUCGAAACGGCCGCGUUGCUCUGCGCUACUCAAUCCUCAUGUUCCCAGUCUGCAUCGGCCUUUCUUACUGUGGCGUUACAGACUGGAGUUUCAUAGCUACGAGUAGCGCGAUCAACGGAUGGAUGACAUGGAAAGCAGUAGAAUUUUGGCGCGAACAAGGUCACAAAGGGACCGCGAGAGGAUUGUUCUGGGCUAGUGUAUGGCAUUUGCCAAUCGUCCUGGUUUUGGCAAUGGCGCAAAAGAAGGGACUAGGUGAGCGUGUGUGGAGGAGCAUAUUUGGGUACCCAGAAGUGGACGACGAGGAUGAGCUCUAUUAUGAGGUUGGGGAGUGGGAAGAGGAGGGGUCCAGUAAGCCAAUUGUGGAGAGGAGAAGCUGAGUCGGAUCACAAUCUGAGCUUGCUGUAAGCGUACAUUUCUUCUAUCUUUCACAUGUUCGACUACCGCAUUGUGGCAUCUGACUGGCAUGGCACAGUCAGUCAAGAUGCUCACUCGAUGUCCUACACCAUAGGUCGACUCCUUGUUAGCGACCACCCUAUC